UUCUCCAGAGCUUCUCCACAAGUGCCACGCCCGCAAAACCCCAACAUCUUCCUCUCAGCUCUCCGCCCGAAGGCCUCGCAGUUUUCGGACAAGACCGAAAUGCACGGAAAAAUGGUGCCCAGUUUAGCUCACAUGUGCCUUCAACUGCCGCAGAGCUUGGGACGGAUGGUGUGAAAAACCUCGUUUGACAGCCCUGCCAAAUGCCGCAAAGGGCCGCUCGUAACCCGGCUUACCCAAUCAUCCUGAGCCAUGACGACCAAAUGCUGGAUCCGAGUUCGGCCGUUAGACAGGCACUUGUCAAGAAUCGCCUAAGCCGGCGGCAAUGGCAAAACAGACCCUUAUUCCCUGAGAUUUGUGCCUCCUUUCCCUGAGACAGUCGUUUAUCUUGUCGGGACCUGUCGCUCUUUGCCACCAAAAAUCUUCCAAAUCUCACCAACAGCUCUGCGAAUGGGCCAAACCGAGCAUGAAAUCAUCCUAUGCGCUGUCUGGUACGCACGAUCUCAAGCGGGGUUCGACCACGGUCCACCCCGCCCCCGGGGAGAAGCGAAUGGGGAAAACCUUGGACCCUUUGCGAGCUCCCCAGGUUCGUUAAUAUAUAUAAGAACGGGGUCUUGCCUGGGCGACGUGUUUUCUUCUUCCUUUCCAGUCUUCAAACAUUCAUUUCUCUUUUGUAUACUCACCACCCUUGCAGUUCGGUCACUGGUAGUCUUUUGACUUAUCACGCAACUUAGAUUCAAUAGACUCUUAGAAUCUGGCUUUUAACAGCCGACCUCCACCAACCACCCCACUCGAUCUUAUAUAUUCACACCCGCCAGUCAAAAUUGAUUUGUCCUUUGCCUCUUUACAAUCUAUAACUAUCUACUACAACAACUUUCGACAACUCGACACUCACCUUCAUCAUGCCCGGUAGCGACAAGAAGGCUUUGAUCCUAUGUCUCUUCCAGAGUUUCGCUGGUCUCCUCUUCGGUUGGAGUAACGCUGAGGGCUCUGGUUUAUUCUCCAUGUCCCAGUACCAGUCUCGAUUCGGCACAUGUGACGCCUCUGGCAGUUGCGCCCUCAGCACCACCCGUCAAUCUGCCAUCACUGGUCUCCUCUCGGUCGGCGCCACCAUUGGUGCCGUGGGCUCUGGUUCCAUCGCUGACAGGUUCGGUCUUCGUAUCACAUGUCUUGCCUUCAUCUUCAUCUACCUGAUUGGUGCUGCUAUUGAGACUUCUGCCCAGCACGAGUAUGGUCAGAUCCUCGUGGCCCGUCUUCUCACCGGUCUCGGUGUUGGCGCCACCUCUGGUCUCGUUCCCGUCUUCCAGGCUGAGGCUUCUCCUCCCCGAUGGAGAGGUCUCGUCACCGGUUCUUUCCAGCUUUGUGUCACUCUUGGUAUCUGGGGUGUGUCCAUGACGAACUGGGGAAUGAGCACUCACGCUGGUGACAUCUCCUGGAGAAUUCCCGUUGCUCUCCAGAUGGUGUGGGCUCUUCUCUUGUUCAUCGGUUUCGCCCUUUCUCCCGAGUCUCCCCGUUUCCUCGCCAAGAAGGGCAAGUGGGACCACUGCAGGAAGAACCUCGCCAAUCUUCGUGGUCUUGCCAUCGACGAUCCUGAGAUCGAUGCUGAAAUGAAGGAAGUUGAAGCUGCUACUAUCAGGGACCAGGAGCAGGGUGAUGCCCACUACGGUGAAUGCUUCUCCCCCAAGGACCGUAUUCUCUGGCGUACCAUGAUCGGUCUCCUUAUCCAGGCCGGUCAGCAAUUGACUGGUAUCAACUUCUUCUUCUCUUACGGUGUCCAAUUCGCCCAGACUGCCGGUAUCGACAACACCUACAUCUUCCAAAUCAUUCUCGCUUCCGUCAACGUUGUCUUCUCUUUCCCUGGUGUCAUUGCUGUUGACAAGGCUGGUCGACGACCCGUCCUUCUUUACGGUGCUGCCAUCAUGUUCAUCGGUCAGAUCGUUGUUGGAUCCGUCUCCAAGGCCUAUCCCGAUGACAAGGUCGCCGGUGACGUCCUCAUCGCCUUCACCUGUAUGUUUGUCGCCUCGUUCGCCGCCUCAUGGGGUCCCGUUGCUUGGGUCGUCUGUGGUGAAGCUUUCCCUAUCCGAUUGAGUUCUUUGUGUGUCACUCUUGUAAGUCUUUUGCCUUGCGCAAGUUUUCCUCUGCUUACACAUCUCUCUCAGUGCACCGCUUCCAACUGGCUCUUCAACCUCAUCAUUGCUUUCGCCGCCCCCCAGAUCCAGGCCAUCAUCGGUACCGGUAUCACCUUCAUCUGGGGCGGUUGCCUCGCCCUCUUCUUCAUCUUUGUCUUCUUCUGUGUCCCCGAGACCCGAGGUCUUUCCAUCGAGGAAGUUGACGCUCUCUACCUCUCCCGAACUCCCGCCUGGAGGUCUAACAAGUUUGCCGAGGACCAGGCUCAGACCGCCAAGAGGGCCAGCGAGAAGCACUACUCUCGAUCUGUCCACAACGAGAACGCCGCUGUCAAGGCUUCUGCCGCGACCUCUGCUGCCAACUCGGACGACGGCAACCUGGUGUAAGAAAGAGAAUUGUGAGAGCUGCCUUUGAAAUAUGAAGAAAACAAACGCGAGAAGGGAUUGUAAUUGAAUGUUGUGCUGUAUCAUCCUCCCUCCCUCAUCGACCUCGGUCCUGUCAAGGUUCUGAGGUUCGAUUGAUUCUACCACGCAAUUGCAUUUUUGAUUCUCUUCAAUACUAUUAUUAUUAUGGCUACCAUUACAGGAUAUUCGCUUGGUCCGCAUCAUUCCAUACCCAUAUUCACAUUGCUCAGUACAAGUACAAGUCUACCGUGUCUCUAUAUCGUAUGUCCAAUGCACGAAUCGUUCAUGUCGA
This is a messenger RNA of Cryptococcus amylolentus CBS 6039, 2820 nucleotides long. RefSeq lists its product as hypothetical. The record is from RefSeq and is a predicted model, not a curated record. Gene Ontology annotation, cellular component: membrane. The coding region runs from base 900 to 2510 and encodes 536 amino acids. Gene Ontology annotation, molecular function: carbohydrate:proton symporter activity. NCBI's taxonomy places the organism in Eukaryota, Fungi, Basidiomycota, Tremellomycetes, Tremellales, Cryptococcaceae. Gene Ontology annotation, biological process: transmembrane transport; carbohydrate transport. The transcript is spliced from 6 exons.